AUGUCACCCCAGAAGCCUACCACCUCAUCUAAACCAGCGAUCGCACCGGGUCAUCCGAAGCAGCAACCAAAUACACCAGGGUUCUGUGCUCUACGCCUCGAAAACCUAGAACACCAAACCUCAACCGCAAAAAGCGAGCUGAUGGCAUCCAUUGCGGCAGACAUCUGCGCUACAUUCAUAAGCAUCGCAAAUUACUCCGAAGAAGGCAUACUUCAAGCGCAGCACACCGACGUAAUCGACAAGGUGAUCCAGACGAUCCGCGACACGGACGUGAAGCAGCGACACUUGCUCGACGGACAGGUACGCCGACUUCGAAAAGAUAGAAAGUGGAUCCGGAAGAAGUAUUCGCGAUUGGCUGGGCAGGCGGAUGGGCUCAGUCGCGCAUAUCAGACGAAGAUGCGAAAGCUGAGCAUCUCGCUACGUGAGGCGCGGGAGGAGGUGGCGCGUUUACGGAGGGAGCGGGAUAUGCUGUUAACUUGCUUAAAGAAGGAUGUCAUUGAGAAGGGUGCUUCAAAUGAUGAUGCCGACGGGGAACUUGAGGUCGAUGCGGAUGCGGAGGAUGUCGAUGGGGAAUAUGAGCUUGAAUAG
Molecule: messenger RNA, 588 nt
Organism: Penicillium mononematosum
Lineage: Eukaryota; Fungi; Ascomycota; Eurotiomycetes; Eurotiales; Aspergillaceae
Exons: 1
Coding region: 1-588 (195 amino acids)
Source: RefSeq, a predicted model, not a curated record